AUGCACACAAGAGAGAGGGAGAAGGAGAAGGAGAAGCCCAUGAAGGAAGACACGUGCCCACAAAGGAGAAGAACCCCUUCCUUCUCCUCCUCUCUCCUCGACGCCAUUUACCGUUCCAUCGACGAGUCAAAAUCCAACCUUCACGAGGAUCAACAACUGGGUCUCUUCGAUCAAACCACGUCUGAAAAAGCCUGCAAGAAAGAAAGAAUGAAUCUUCGCCGAGCCGUGAUGCUAGAAGAUUGGAUGGAGAAGCAUAGUUCGCAUUCUCAUUCCCAUUCCCACAGUUUGCAGUUGCUAAACUCGAGUUCAAGCUCCUCAGAAUGCAGCUCUGGGGGGAUAUUUUCCUCUUCAGAAACCGACACGACAACCUUGAAGAAACAAAGACCAAGACCCACAUCGGAGAAGAAGAAACAAGACCACAGGGUUUCCGAGAAGCAGAAUAAAGAGGGUGGUUUCGCAAGGACCAAGUUGCGGGCGUUGAAAAUUUACGGCGAAUUGAACCAGAGAGUGAAGCAGCCCAUUUCACCAGGGAGUAGAAUCGCUAGCUUCCUUAGCUCCAUCUUCAAUUCCCAGAACGUGAAGAAAGCCAAAAUGUGUUACGUUGGUGCUGUUGAAGAUGUUAGCUUGGAACACAAAUCAAAGUCCCCGUGUUUCUCUUCCACUCCUUCUUCGUUCUCGAGAAGGUCUUGCAUGAGCAAAACACCUUCAUCGGCUAAAAAGUCCAACACCAACGGGGUCAAAAGAUCCGUCAGGUUUUACCCCGUUAGCGAAAUCCUAGGUGAGGAUUCUGAACCACAGCCUAGUCAUCACAAAUGUAGCAACAUUUAUGAGAGUGAGCCUAAUCUCAUUGUGAGGAAGGUCACGAGAAGUUCUUCCAGAAAGGAGCUGAAUAACACUGUUCGGGGAAAGGAAAAUGGAGCUGAAGAAGCAGCAGCGCGUGGUUUUGUAAAAGGUUACCGAAAUUCUGGUAAGGGUGAAUUUGAUUUUAGAGGCUUUUGUGGUAACGAAGACGAUGACGACGAGGAUGAAGAUGAAGAGGAUGACGACGAUGAUGAUGAUGCGAGUUGUUCAAGUUCAGAUUUGUUUGAGCUGGAUCAUCUUAUUGGAGCUGCAAGGUACCAAGAAGAGCUUCCUGUCUAUGAAACUACCAAUUUGGAAACCAAUAAAGCCAUUGCUAGUGGUCUAUGUUUGUAG
Messenger RNA from Sphenostylis stenocarpa, 1194 nucleotides. The record is from the annotation of a GenBank genome assembly. NCBI's taxonomy places the organism in Eukaryota, Viridiplantae, Streptophyta, Magnoliopsida, Fabales, Fabaceae.